UUGAUAGCAUAUCAUCCGAGUAUCAUUCAAAUCUAAGUUAUGAUAUCAAGCACGUCACAGAUUUAAUAUUAUUACACACCUAUCAAUUAACCAUUGUUGUUGAAUGUUCAAGGCAUUAUCGAAGAUUCUUUAAAACGUAUCGUACUUGUACAGUGUUAAUUAAUCGCAAAAAAUGAAAGUUUUGUUAAUCGUUAUUACCGCACUGAUUACGACGAUUGAAGCUCGCCCGAACGUGGUGUAUCCAACAAAUGUAGUAACUGUACCACCCAAUUGCCCAGCAGGACAAGAAUGGAUCAAUGGGCAAUGCCGUGAAGUAUGGUUCCUCAUUAGAAACGAUUACUUCGUUAAAGAGGCUAACGCUCCAGCACACUAUGAUGGAUCUGCAAAUUACCAAAAUACAAUAGUAGUUCCACCAAACUGUGGGCCCGGGCAAGCAUUGAUCAACGGGGUUUGUCGAGACAUCUGGAAAUCGAAGGAAACGGCUCCACAAAAUGUUGUGAUUGUACCAGAGAAUUGCCCUCCUGGAAAAGUGUUUGUGAAUGGGAAGUGUCGUAUCGUUUGGUUUGCAAAUCAAGAACAGUCAAAGGUCUGGUCGCUAUUGGUGAAUACAUUGAAAUCUGCCGAAGAAAGGUCAAAGAGGCAAGCGGAAGAAGACGAUAUGAUUAUGAACGAAAAUAUUAAUACUAAAAACAUUAUUUCCGUACCUAAUCAGUGUCCAGUUGGUUAUAAACCUGAUGCUUUAGGCAUUUGUCGUGAAAUUUUUUCAUAAAUAUAUCUAGGGUACCUACUAGAACAGUACUCUGUAUUCUUCCUUGCUCAAGACACGGCUUACAAGCGUAAUAAAUAUUGGUUAUGUGACUUAAAUAAUUAUCAAUACAAGUAAUAAAUAUUAUUAUAAAUGUUGUUAAAUAAGUAGGAUGUAUUGCAACCGAUAUUCUUGUCUCUGAUUUAUGUUUUUUAUUAUUGACAUUAGAAAUUCCUGUUUCACCGUUGAAGAAAAUAAAAUGAACAAAGGACUUUAAAAGUGGUGUGUUAUUUCUUUACAGCAAUUUAUAAAUAUUCCGUGAGUAUUUCAAUUUCCUUUCUGUGUCAUCUGGCGACCCUUUUUUUGUGACGAUGAGAAAUCCCUUGACAGACCGUACCGUGAGCUGGCGAGGCACACGGCGUGUGUGGGACUCACACGGCGCGGGCGAGAAACAGCGCCGGUCCUACCCACUAAAACUCACCGGUACCCUCCUACGCCCAUGGGAGCGUCUCGGGAUCGACGCACCUCUGUGUGCGACAUUUCACCGGGACACCCGCGAGCCUGCCCGGCCCUACUAGUAAACCGGGCGACACGCCUCUGGGGGAUUGCGCUAGGGUACUAGGCAAUCCCCAGACGGGGUGGCCUAUGCCGAAUGGUACCUAGGGCACGCGGCGAUCAAGCCGCGCCCAGGACACCUUUCUUCGGCCCGUCCGCCUACGUCGGAGGGGAGGCGCUAGAGCGUCCUCCUCCUCUUCCCACUCCCUCUCCACGGCCUCCUGCGUCAUCACCGAAUCGCAGAAGGAGGCGGCAGCCUUCCAGGCCCUUUCGCUACGAAGCAUAGCUCUAACCAUGCUUGGCAACGAGAGGUCUCCACCGCCGAGCUCCGCAAUCAGAGUGCGGCGCUCGUUUCGGCACACGAUUAGCGUGUACUCGGCCGUGUCGUCGGGAGAGGCGCAGUGAUGACACCACGGCGACUCCUCCCGAUUGGCGACACGGUGCAGGUAGUGACCGAAGCACCCAUGUCCGGUCGGUACCUGCACCAGGCGGAAGGUGAGGCUGCCCCGCUGGCGCCCUACCAGCUCCUCCAACCCCGGACGGAUCGCCUCGAUCGUCCAGUGGCCAGCGGCUGGGUUGGCGAGUGUCCCGUCCCAUCGGCGCAGAGCCCCCCUCUGCGCCUUGGUGCGGACCCGUUCUACCUCCUCAAAGAACGGGCCGCUCGCCCUACAUUCUCGCCGCGGCCCUGUAUUGAUGCACAUGUGACAGAACCAGAGCAUCAACUUCCCACGGGACCGUACCUGCCAGGCAGCCCCGUGGCUGACCGUGUGGUUAGCCCGCACGGCCCGGGCCGCUAUGACCCUCUGCGUUCUGCGCAAGAGGGCCCUCGUGCGGGACGGCAGGCACUCCGCCCCGACCGGGGCUCCAUAUAGUGACAUCGACUUUAUAACCCAGUGACGGCACGACGUUUUCG
Chilo suppressalis (striped riceborer) is the source of this 2213-nucleotide messenger RNA. The record is from the annotation of a GenBank genome assembly. NCBI's taxonomy places the organism in Eukaryota, Metazoa, Arthropoda, Insecta, Lepidoptera, Crambidae.